Messenger RNA from Monodelphis domestica (gray short-tailed opossum), 1527 nucleotides. It is a transcript of the gene EAF2, whose product is annotated as ELL associated factor 2. Lineage: Eukaryota; Metazoa; Chordata; Mammalia; Didelphimorphia; Didelphidae. Gene Ontology annotation, molecular function: transcription elongation factor activity. Gene Ontology annotation, cellular component: super elongation complex. The record is from RefSeq and is a predicted model, not a curated record. Gene Ontology annotation, biological process: transcription elongation by RNA polymerase II.
ACCUCCGGCCGACAUGCAGCCCGCAGCUAGCGGCCUGAAACUGGCAGGCUGCGGCUCCCGGUCUAGGUGGCAGGUGGCGCGCUGCCUAGUUGCCGCGGAGGAAGAUGAAUGGGCCGGCCCGGGUGCCGUACUUUGACAGCCGAGAGCGGGUGCUGAAGUUGGGAGAGAGUUUUGAGAAGCAUCCGCGUAGCGCCUUCCACACCGUGCGUUAUGACUUUAAACCUGCAUCUAUUGACGCCUCUUGUGAAGGAGAUCUUGAAGUUGGCAAAGGUGAACAGGUGACAAUAACACUGCCAAAUAUAGAGGGCUCAACUCCACCAGUAACUGUUUUCAAAGGCUCAAAGAAACCUUACCUAAAAGAAUGUAUUUUGAUUAUUAAUCAUGACACUGGAGAAUGUCGACUAGAAAAACUCAGCAGCAACAUCACUGUAAAGAAAACAAGAGUAGAAGGAAGCAGUAAAAUUCAGUCUCUACUAGGAAAGCAGCAACAACAACAGAUGAGAAAUGCAGUCAAAACACCCAACAAUGUGAAACACUCUCCACCAAAAGAAAAAAUGUCUCCAGAAUCUCCUAUGGAUGAUAUUGAAAGAGAACUGAAGGCAGAAGCAAGUAUAAUGGACCAGAUGACUAGUUCUGAUAGCUCUUCAGAAUCCCAAAGUUCUUCAUCUUCAAGUAGUGAAGAUGGUUCUAGUGACUCAGAAGAUGAAGGGUGUAAAAACUCUCAUUCUAACUCAGUAAAAUGUGUGCCUGUCCAUCAAACCUCAUCUGCUGAACCAAAACAAUGGAUGCCUGAUACAGAGGCCAUGCAGAACAGAUCUCACAAUGGAAGUGGCCUUCUGAUCAAUACAUUAAGAAAUGAUUUGCAGCUGAGUGAAUCAGGAAGUGACAGCGAUGAAUGAAGAAAUUGUGGGCCUUAACAUGAAUAUUUUUAAAAAUUAGAAUAUCAGAAAAUUUGUUUUGCACUAAGAUUAAAAUUUCUCAAGGCUGGGAAGUGUCUCAACUUUUGAUGAUAAUGGAAAUGUAAUUUGAUUCUGAAUUUUCUACUGAUGUUAUAUGGAAACAACACUGCUUUGAUCUACUUAGUUUAUUUAGUUUCCUGAGUUCAAAUCUGGCCUCAGAUACUUACUAGUUGUGUGACCCUGGGCAAGUCACUUCCGUUUCCUCAUCUAUAAAAUGAGCUGGAGAAGGAAAUGGCAAACCACUCCAGUAUCUUUGUCAAGAAAAGCCCAAAUAGGGUCAUGAAGAGUUGAACAGGACUGAAAUGACUGAACAACAAAGAAUUUUUGUAAUGGACUAGAUUGAUAGUAAAAUACUAUGAUGAUAAUUAUGGUGAUUGUAUUUUUAUGUUUGCCACCUUCUGUUCUUGACAUUUUAGUUGGUAAUAGCUAAAUAACUAUAUAAAUUUAAGGUGACACAAUGUACAUGUAUCAGAGAAAACAAUUUGUUCAUCCCUCUUACAGAUUCAAUGUCAAUUGCUUAUUUGAUUUUUGAAAUGAAAAAUAAAUAGCUAAAUGUCAAAAACCUAAA